This is a messenger RNA of Drosophila obscura, 1366 nucleotides long. Its product is annotated as heat shock protein 23. The record is from RefSeq and is a predicted model, not a curated record. Lineage: Eukaryota; Metazoa; Arthropoda; Insecta; Diptera; Drosophilidae. Gene Ontology annotation, molecular function: protein folding chaperone. The coding region runs from base 311 to 964 and encodes 217 amino acids. The transcript has a single exon. Gene Ontology annotation, biological process: protein refolding; response to heat.
AAAAGUGCCCUACUGCCAAUCUACGCGUGAUGGGCUUGAGCAAUUUUUAUGCGCGGCAUUGAAAGGAUUUCAAACAAAGCACAAUAGCAGUCGCUGUAUGGCUGAAGUACGACUCGCCACGUACAGUUGUGCAGUCUGCGGUUGGAGUAGGCCUUAGAAAUUCAGUUAGCAAGUACGAGUCAAACAGGGCAGAGGGCAACGUUAUUUUUGGUCUCUAAAUCCAAAAAUCAACACGCUUGUUCCGUGUGCAACGAAGCAAGCGAAACAACACCAAACCGCACCCAAGGUCCUUCGGGCCAAAACCUGAACCAUGCCCAUACAUUGGGACUGGGAUUGGGAACACGAGCAUGAGCAUGGAGGCGCUCAUUAUCACUGGCCACCCCGUCGACAUUGGACGUCGGGAGAGCCCAAGUGUCGUCAACGCCGGUACUAUCUGUCGCACGAGCUAGACGUAUGUGCUAGAGACUUCCACUUACGAGUGGACGAUAGCGCCUGGUGUCAUGGGUCUUGUCUGGUAGGACGCGUGGUUAUAGAGACGGGAACGGAGCCAGACUCUUUGGGCCGUGGAACCUUCAAGGUAGUUCUAGACGUUCAUCAUUUCCAGAUUUCAGAGCUGAAUGUCAAGGCGAGCAACAGUGACACAAUUUGUGUGGAGGGCAAGCAGUCAGAUGAUCGCGCGGACAAAGGCCAGCUAUGUAUUACCCGCGAAUUCUCCCGUACCUACAAGCUCCCGAGGCACUACGAUGGUACCCAAGCACGUGCGACGUUUUCCGCUGACGGCAUACUCAUGAUUACGGUGCCAGCACCACCAAAACUGGACGAUGUGGAGCGAGUGGUGGACAUUGAGCCCACCGGAAACUACUUUGGCAGCAUUUCGGAUCCAAGUGCAGCCAAAGCCAUUGAGCAGGCUUCAGCAAGCGAAGGUGGCGAAGAGAAUCCUGCUGGCACAGCGACGGGCAAAUGAAAUUGACAACGUUUUAUGCAACUGGAAGGGUAUCUUUUGGCAUAAGGGUCCAUCCAAACUCUUUUAGGCCGUCAGAUACAGUCGCUUGGUUUGAAAGAAACGAAGGAUGCGAAUACAAAGAACACUUGAGUAACCACUUAAGCAUCUCAGUCACAGAACACACGCACAGUGGAGAAAUUCCCGAAAAAUAAAUAUGAUUGGAUUCUAAUUUUAGUUAGCACGUAGAAAAAUCGUUAAAACGUAAGCAAAUAUGGCGUGGUCGAUAUUUUUCUGAGUAAGCUUUAGUAAAAUAUCUGAGAGUUGACACUUCCGCGUUUAAUUUUGUUGUAUGCCAAUAAAGGACUUUAUCAAAAAAUGAAUAUUUCUCUUUCGUUGUUUAGCCGAGGGCUAAUCGCAUAAAUG